UUUCCUGCUCGAGGCUCGAAGGCGGCCCGGCGCCCAACAUGUCUACGCCAACCACCAAUAUCCUCUGCAUCCCGUUCCGCCGGUCGCUGCACCUGUCGCUGUCGACGACGAUCCGGCAGUACAUCAACACCAAAUAUGACCAGCACCCGGACAUGUUCCAGCACGACCUCGAGGCCAUCGAUGCGCUGCGCCGCGACGCCGUCAACGUGCGCGAGCCGCAUCUGAGCGGCAUCAAGAAGCUGCAGGUGUAUGCGGGCCAGCUGGUGUGGAUUGGCGGCAAGUUUCCGAUUGAUAUUGGCGCCGAGUUCACCUGGUAUCCGGCCCUGGGCUACCACACCGACCGGCCGAUGGCGCGCAACAACCUCAAGUACGAGCUCAUGAACGUCCUCUAUAAUCUCGCCGCCCUGUACUCCCAACUCGCCCUCAACACGCCUCGCGGCGACACUGAAGGCCUCAAAUCUGCCGCGAACUACUUUUCGCUGGCCGCCGGCGUCCUGUCCCACAUUCAGAAGGCCGUGCUUCCCGAGCUGCGCAUGUCCGACCCGCCCGAUGACAUGGAUAAUAACACUCUCGAAUCGCUGGUGCAGCUGUUUCUGGCACAGAGCCAGGAGUGCUUCUGGCAGAAGGCCGUCAUGGACGGCUACAAGGACGCCUCAAUCGCAAAGCUGGCUGCACGGGUUUCUGACCUGUACAACCUGGCUGCCGAGGCUGCGGUGAGCAGUGAGGCCAUUAGCAGCGCAUGGAUACAUCAUAUGAAUGCAAAGCAUCACCACUUCGCGGCCGCCGCUCAGUAUCGCGCCGCCUGCGAUUGCUUAGAGAAGAGAAGAUAUGGUGAGGAGAUUGCCCGGCUGAAAGAUGCCGUCAUCUGUGCCAAUGACGGCAUCAAAGAGGGCCGGGUUGCCCCCCUGAACAAGACGGUCAUGGAGGAUUUGCAGGCCUUGAAACGAAAGCUAGAAGAGGACCUGAAGAGGGCCGAGAAAGACAACGACCUCAUCUUUCUGAAUCCCGUCCCCCCGAAGGCUGAAUUGAAGAUCCUGGAGAGGGCCAACAUGGCCAUUGCUAGAACACCUCCUCAGGUGGCCAACCCCCUCGACUACUUGGGCGACCAUGCCGAGCUCGGGCCGGCGCUGUUCUCGAAGCUGGUACCCUUCUCAGUUCAUGUUGCCAUUUCCAUCUACGAGGAGCGCAGAGAUCGAUUGGUGAACCAAAACAUCAUCCAGGAGUUGGAAAAUCUGACCGACAAGAUUCACACGCUUCUCAGCUCUAUUGGUUUGCCAGGAUCUCUGCAAGCGUUGGAGAAGCCUCUCGGCCUUCCGCCUAGCCUGAUACAGCACGCGGAGGAGAUUCGACAAGCUGACGCAAUCAACAAGAUCCAGAGGAGCUUCGCCGAUAUCGAAAAACUGCGAUCCAACGACUGGGCGAUUUUCGAGGAGGGGAAAGCAGCGCUGGCCGCUGAAGAGGAGGAAGACGAGCAGCUGCGGAGGAAGUACGGCACCAGCAGAUGGCGGCGUCCCGAGAGCCAAGCAGAGCCCACCGGCGCGAAAUUUUGGGCCGCGAUCAACGAAAUUGGGGGUUAUUUCCAGAACAGCGCGAGCAGCGACGAGGCGGUUCGAGACAAGUUCAUGGCCAACAAAGAGUUGUUGGAGAUUCUCUCAGGGUCGAACCAGUCUCUGAUGAACUACGUGCCUUCGAGCGCACCCGUGGAAAGCUCAGGAGAGCUGAAAGCAGCGGUUGGGCGGCUGCGGAGCGUGUACAAUGAUGUGCUGCGGAUGGAGACUAGGAGGAGGAAGAAGGUUGAGAGCCUGAGGGAAGCGGCGCGGCGCGACGACAUCAAACCCGAUAUUCUUAAGGAAGCGGCUCGCCUGGAGCGAACGUAUCCCUCAACGCCUCUGCAGACGGUCCACUUUGAAGAGUUCUUCGAAAAACGACUGGACAAGCUGUACGAGCCGGAGCUUGAGGCCGUCGAGAAGGAAGCACAGGACCAAGAAAAUCUGCUGAUCCUUUUGGAGCGCGCAAACAGGGAGUUUGAGGCUCAGAAGCGCCUCGUUGACUCCAAAGGACACCGUGAUCGUGAGCAAGUGCUGCAGAAACUCAACGGCGCCUAUUUCAAGUACAAGGAAAUCGUGGCCAACCUGGAAGUGGGAAGGAAAUUCUACAAUGACCUGAACAGGAUAGUUGCGCAUGGUUUCCGGGAUGCCAUCAAAGCAUGGGUGGCGGAGCGGCGAUUGGAAGCCCAGAGGUUGGAAGAG
Molecule: messenger RNA, 2249 nt
Organism: Trichoderma citrinoviride
Lineage: Eukaryota; Fungi; Ascomycota; Sordariomycetes; Hypocreales; Hypocreaceae
Product: BRO1-domain-containing protein
Exons: 4
Cellular component (GO): endosome
Molecular function (GO): protein binding
Source: RefSeq, a predicted model, not a curated record